Closterium sp. NIES-67 is the source of this 1059-nucleotide messenger RNA. The record is from the annotation of a GenBank genome assembly. NCBI's taxonomy places the organism in Eukaryota, Viridiplantae, Streptophyta, Zygnematophyceae, Desmidiales, Closteriaceae.
UGAUCAGUCAGUGCGACCUGGCACACCCCAUCGGUUUAGCUUCCGCCUUGCCAGAAAUCCUCUGGCAAAUCUCCACGGUGCAACUCGCUAUGGCUGAAAGCGCGCUGCUGGCCAGGCCACCCGUCAAAAUCUCCUUAUGGAGAGCCCUCCCCCCAGUCCAUAUCUCCCGUUCUGCCUGCUCAUCUCCGCCUCGCACAUUGCCGUCCAGGAUUCCAAUCUCCGCGUCCGCAGCAAGUACUCGACAUGACUCUCCGCACUCGUCUCUCUUGAACCGGCCUGGAUUUUCACAGCCUGGAAGCACCCCGAGGGGCACCCGCUUCUCUCGAUUGUCACUCGUCGGUCGAGCACCUGAGCGGAGACGCGGCGAAUUCGUCGUUCCCCGCGCGUUUCCCCUCCCCCUUGAUCCCUGCCUUCCCGCGGAUCCCUUGUCGCCCGGCUUGUUGGGAUUCGCUGCUGACGCUCCGAGUCUAGCAGCAACCCUCUCUCAUCUGCUUUUCGUGGACCCCUGGUCGCCCAACGUCGACUCGCAGAGCAUCGCGUCGUCGCUCUUCGCCGUCUCGCUCUUCCCCUACCUCGGAUUUCUCUACUUCCUCACGCGGUCGGGGACAGCGCCGCGCAUCACGCUGUUCGGGUUCUACUUCCUGCUCGCAUUCGUCGGCGCCACCAUUCCUGCCGGAAUAUAUGCCAAAAUACACUACGGGACAUCGCUCUCAAAUGUGGACUAUCUGCACGGCAGCGCUGAGUCCCUGCUUACAGUCACAAACCUGCUUAUUGUGUUUGGCUUGCGCAAGGCGCUCAGAGAUGAGGAGGCAAGUGAAGGUGCAGUAGGCGAUUCUCUUACAUCAGUUUCUAGUGAGCGUGCGGUUGCGAAGGAGAACAGAGGGGCAACUGCUGACGAGGUAGAGUGACCCGUAUCUCUUCAUCAGUAUGUAGUUCCCCUUUUCCGUGUAGUGCACGUUUGUUUUAUUUAGUAAACCGGAGAAUGGAAGAAAGCAUUAUUCUUCUACCCGAUUAGUCUGUGGUCACGUUGAUGGCAUGGCACUCUUAACAACAGCUAAU